Messenger RNA from Mercenaria mercenaria, 1254 nucleotides. RefSeq lists its product as uncharacterized. The transcript has 6 exons. The record is from RefSeq and is a predicted model, not a curated record. Lineage: Eukaryota; Metazoa; Mollusca; Bivalvia; Venerida; Veneridae. The coding region runs from base 2 to 1060 and encodes 352 amino acids.
CAUGACGUCAUUGUUUGGGUCCAAAGACAGCAGAAUACCAAAAACAAAAUCAGUCAUCAGAAAAAUGCACCGUGCCAGGGAGGGGGUUCUCCCAAAACAGCCAAAGAACUUGGAUUUCGAGUUUGAUGACGAGUUCCUCAAGGAGCCAUUUCUGGUAGGAGAUGUCCAUGUGACCGGAGAACGCCACAUGAUGUUCGCCACCCAGACACAGCUGGACCUGUUGACCAAAGCACGGAAGUGGUACUUAGACGGUACAUUCAAGGCAGUACAUUCACCAUUCGUUCAGCUGUGGUCUAUCCAUGCCUUCAUCCGAGAGGGGGACAACAUGAAGCAGGUGCCACUUAUGUACGUGCUGAUGUCAAGACGCCGAAAGCAGGACUAUGUUGCUAUCCUGCAGAAGGUUCUUGACAUUCUGGAAGAGGCUCCAGCAGUAGAGUGCUUCACCAUGGACUUUGAGAUAGCUCUGUGGCAGGCCCUGAGGGAGGUGUUCCCCAGUAGUAAGCUUAAGGGUUGUGCAUUCCACUGGUCACAGGCUGUACAGAAGCAUGUCGGAGAGUUUGGUCUCGCCAGAACAUACAGAGAACGCCAGUCAGUACACAGUCUGAUACGCAAGUUAUUGGCACUGCCAUUCCUCCCUGCAGCAGACAUUAAACGGGCCUUCAGGAAAUUACAAGAGCAGGCGGAAGACAGUUCUGAACAAGUCCAGGACCUCUUCACUUAUGUAAGCGACGAGUGGCUUGAAAGCUCUAAAUGGUCUGAAGAUGAGUGGUCUGUGUACCGUCAGACCAUCCGUACCAACAAUGACACAGAGGGGUGGCACCGAAAACUGAACACAAAGGCCGGCAGAGGGAAGGUCAAGACCUACCGCCUUCUGGAGAUCCUCCUUGUAGAAUCUAAGUUGGUGAAUCUAGAAGUGACCAGACUUCUUGAAGGAAGUACAUCCCGUCGAUGUCGUCUCAGUGAUGAAUGGUUGUUUGAUUUAUGGGAUCAGUAUGAUAACCAUGACAUUGUGUGUGAAGAAUUCCUUGGAAAUGUGGGAACGUAUUAUGGACAGUUUUAGGUGAUAAGGAGAUGUAUUGUGACCAACAUUAACUGUGCCACUGUGUCUGAUGAAGUUUGAAACUUGCCCAAUUGAGUUGUGAUAGGUGUAUUAUGUAUUUGCUAUAAUACUUGCUAUGUGAAUAAGUCAUGUAAAUAAAUGUAUUGUUUUUUCAUGUGAUUAAUGAAUAUCUAAAUAAACCAGUAAACAUCUUA